Messenger RNA from Penicillium salamii, 2376 nucleotides. The record is from the annotation of a GenBank genome assembly. NCBI's taxonomy places the organism in Eukaryota, Fungi, Ascomycota, Eurotiomycetes, Eurotiales, Aspergillaceae.
AUGUUCCCAGUCAGACCUAAUCGAGACGAUAGGAAGUCGAAAACAAAACGUUCCCGAAAAGAAGAGUCAUCGGCCCGCCGUUCCUCAAUGCCUGGACUCGACUCCAGUCAAACAGGGACCGCCUCGUUCCUUGAGUCCAGGUCCAGUUUACCCUACCCAAGUUUCUCCAAGGCACACAGCAAGGAAAAUGUGCGAAAAGGCGACCCUCCUACUCCAGACGCGACCGAUUUGACCGAGCGCAAUGAGAAGACUACCCGCGAGCACCAUGCGCCGCCCAGCCCACCGCUGACCGGCCUAGACCAGGAGUCGCGGAAGGGAAGUGUCGUGGACGACGAAACCGAAAAAACAAAAAAGAGACCAAGUAUCAGAAUUCGGGCGGAGGUCAACAGAUCUUCCUCCAGUCUAAAGUCGAAACGAGAUGACAGCACCAAGUCCAAAACCAGCAAGACCUCGCGCACCGAAACACCCACGAGAUCCAAAAGCUCCAAGGAGAAGGAGGAGCGGGACCCUUCACCCCGUUCGUCCACGCACAAGUCCAAAUCCAAGUCCUCCACCGAGGAGAAGAAGCUGCCCAAACGGUCGAGUCGCUCAACCAUGUCCGCCUCACAAUCGAACGUUACCAUUCGGGAGGAUGCAGGGUCGCCCAACGGGUCUGACGCGACCUCCAUUGCGCCCAACCAGCAGUAUUCGGUGCCACGAAAACCAACGACCCCGCCAACGAAGCCUCCCUCCAGGACCCAGACCCGAUCGGCCGCGUCCCAUCGUCGCAUUCCCAGCGACGAGUCUAUUGACUUUAUCAAACCAAGCCCGAACGCGUUCGGCGCACCUCCGCCGCCGCCGCCUCCGCCCGAAAUGCCUGCCACUAUCCCUCGAGUCGAUUAUCUGUUGAAGAACGGCGGGCUGGAACACAAAGUCUCGCGCGCACUGCUGGCUAGCUUGGGACAGGCGGAUCCCUUCGCGCCCGGGCAACCCCAGUCUCGAUCUGUGGCUGGCAAGAUCUUCGAUCCCUAUAACCGCUUGCUCGAUGACUAUGAAAAGGUCAUGCACAAAAAUGGGUCUCUCGCGGUAGCGACGGGUUAUCGAUCUGUCGCUCGGCGGUUGCUGGAUCGGCUGGAGGCUGUUUUCGCGCGCGACAUCUCCUCGGAGCCGUGCAGUUGUCAGAUAUGUGUGCGCGCGGAGCCCGACGACCGACCGGACGGAGUGAGCUGGGGUGAGGUGUUGGAGCUGGUGUCUGGCCGCAGGGAACUACCCAUGUGGCCCCCUUUUACGAUGGCACCAAACACCGUGGAUGCCGGUGCAUCGGGCGAUGAGCACGUGCCAAUGCAGAAACUUGACAUUGACGUUCCGGAAGAGUACCGCGAGCAUUUCAUUCGGCAAUCUCGAAAGACCAAGGUCGCUGUUGAUAAAUGGCUUUCAGAGCAAAAUGAUACAGGCACCAGUGCUCCCAACGAGGUCGACGAUGAGACCUUAACCUUUGCCAUGCUCACGCACCUCGAAUCGCACCAGCGCUCCUUGUUUUGCUCGCUGCUUGGCCUUACUUCCUCCACUCCUGUCCCACGAUCUGGCGACGAAAAGCCCCGACCGAAACCUUCCUCCCUUGUCUCAUCCGCUUCGGCCAUUCAGCGUCUCUACCGACUCUCUACUCUUCCUCGCGACCCUGAUACUGCUAUGUAUAUGUUAAAUAACCCCAGUCUUCAUCACGUCCUCGCCACCCUAUCGGCAAUCAGUGAUGAUGAGUGGGAUAUCCUGAUCUCUGGGCGCUUUGAUGGUUUCCUUCGUAGCGGCGCAGAAGAUACAGGGGGCUCCGGCAGAUCCGGUAGUCGUUCAAACACGCCUUUGGGUGGAGGUAUCUCUCGAGGACCAACGCCUAACUAUAUGGACGGAAGUUUCCGACCGUCCAGUCAGCUGAAUGGUGGUCAAUCAUCAGCAGCCUCGUUUGGGGGUCCAAUCGCAUUGGAUGAGGAGACCGAAAUAGCCGCACUAGCCGAAGUCGAGCGCGACAUCUUCCUAGGCAUGGAAGCUCUCGAGGAUGCAUUCGAGGCGUUACACCUCAAAGCCGAAGUCGUGCGUCGGGCGCUUCGCGAGCGCGGUGCAGGCCUGGCAGUCGCCAACCAAAGCCGGCGCGGCUCCCACGUCGAAGCUCGUAUGGGAACUCCGUUCUCUGGCGUUGGAGGGUGGGAAAGUGGUGAGGAUGACUUCCUCGAUGAUGACCGUUCUCUUGCGCCAGAUGACUCGGCGAGUAACAUUAGCUCGAACCGUCGUCGUCGGCCGAAGAGAAGAACCGAGCGACGCACGCCUGCGCCCGUGGAGGAAGAAGACGAGGAAGAAGAGCGGUCGCCUGUUCAUCGGGACUCGCGUGGUUCGCGACGAAGGUAG